AUGACUUCUCUCAAUGGCGCUGCUCACCCUUCCAUCACUGCGGAUCUGCCGGAUUCCGAAUCUCGAUUACUGGAGCAUGACUCGACUCUGACAGUCACCCAGUCCAUUUCCCUCACGUUAGGGGGCGAGGCUCUUCUCAUUGUCGGAACGAAAGAGACUCAAUCCAUUGCGUUGUACAACAUCCUCCAUGCCGAACUCUCCCCGACAGGCUUGACAAUCACAUACGCCAACCCUGUGACCAAGGACGAUGUCUCAGUCGGUGCUCUUCAAUACGCCAUCCCCGAAGAGGACAAAGCUAGAGCCGAAGCGUUCAAGACCAGACUCCUUGACCUAGCAUAUGGCAAUGCGAAACGCUACAAGCGAAUCAAAGUUUUGAUUAAUCCAUUUGGUGGAAAGGGUACUGCUGGCCGUGGAUAUCAUCAUUACGCGGCGCCGAUUCUUGCUGCUGCGCAUUGCACGGUCGAUGUUGAGGAAACGACACAUCGGGGCCACGCCACGGAGAUCGCGGAACGUAUCGACAUCGACGCGUACGAUGCAAUUGUUUGCUGCUCUGGCGAUGGCUUACCCUACGAGGUGUUUAACGGCUUGGCAAAGAGACCCAAUGCUCGCGAAGCGCUGUCUAAACUAGCCGUGGCGAUGAUCCCUGGCGGCUCCGGGAAUGCGAUGGCUUGGAAUCUCUGCGGCACUGGUAGUGUCUCUGUUGCUGCGCUAGCGCUCAUUAAGGGAGUACGCACUCCCAUGGACUUGGUCUCCAUUACCCAAGGGAACACUCGGACUCUGUCGUUCCUGUCGCAAUCUUUCGGUAUUAUCGCAGAAUCCGAUCUGGGAACCGAAAACAUUCGUUGGAUGGGCGCCCACCGUUUUACCUAUGGUUUCUUGGUCCGUCUAAUGCAGCGCACAGUCUGGCCUUGCAAUCUAGCCAUGAAAGUGGAGAUGGAUGAUAAGAACGCCAUCAAGGAGCAUUAUCGCAGAUAUGCAAAUAGCGAACCGCCGCGGCGAAAAUCCGGAGAUUCCGUCGAUGACUUGCAGGGACUACCAGAGCUGAAGUUCGGCACUGUAUUGGAUGAAGUCCCGGAGGAUUGGGAGAAGAUUCCAGGGGAAAACAUGGGCAACUUCUAUGCGGGCAAAAUGGCCAUUGUCUCCAAAGAUACGAAUUUCUUCCCAGCUUCUUUGCCUAAUGAUGGGUUGAUGGAUGUUGUCACGAUCGAUGGAACAAUGAGUCGUCUCACUUCGCUCAAGAUGAUGACGGAGAUCCCAGAGGGAGGAUUCUUCGACAUGCCGGACGUCAAGAUUCGGAAAGUAUUGGCAUAUCGACUUACUCCCCGCGAGAAGGAAGGGUACAUCAGCGUCGAUGGCGAGCGCAUACCCUUUGAGCCAUUCCAGGUUGAGGUCCAUCGGGGCCUGGGCACCGUGCUAUCCAAGUCCGGGCAUCUCUACGAGGCCGAGGGUCCUAGGCCAUGA
This is a messenger RNA of Aspergillus clavatus NRRL 1, 1461 nucleotides long. RefSeq names its product putative sphingosine kinase (SphK). NCBI's taxonomy places the organism in Eukaryota, Fungi, Ascomycota, Eurotiomycetes, Eurotiales, Aspergillaceae. Gene Ontology annotation, biological process: sphingosine biosynthetic process. Bases 1 to 1461 code for a protein of 486 amino acids. Gene Ontology annotation, cellular component: cytoplasm; intracellular membrane-bounded organelle; membrane. The transcript is spliced from 2 exons. The record is from RefSeq and is a predicted model, not a curated record.